Messenger RNA from Oncorhynchus tshawytscha (Chinook salmon), 3396 nucleotides. RefSeq names its product glutamate receptor-interacting protein 1-like. Gene Ontology annotation, biological process: neurotransmitter receptor transport, endosome to postsynaptic membrane. Gene Ontology annotation, molecular function: nuclear glucocorticoid receptor binding. The record is from RefSeq and is a predicted model, not a curated record. NCBI's taxonomy places the organism in Eukaryota, Metazoa, Chordata, Actinopteri, Salmoniformes, Salmonidae.
CAUAGAAAUAUUGCAAUGAAGAAUUCUCAUAUUGCAGAUUCCUGCUACAAAAGCGACGAAGAAGAUGAGGGGCCUUACACAAAGCACUCCAACCCCUCCAGGCCACCGGAUGGAGCGCUGGCCAUCAGGAGGCAGAGUAUCCCAGAUGAGUUUAAGGGCUCCAGUGUUGUAGAGUUAAUGAAGAAAGAGGGAACCACACUCGGCCUCACUGUGUCCGGGGGCGUCGACAAGGAUGGAAAACCUCGGGUGUCCAACCUGCGCCAGGGAGGCAUCGCUGCUAGGAGUGACCAGCUCAACGUGGGCGACUACAUCAAGUCUGUAAACGGGAUCAAUCUGACCAAGUUCCGUCACGACGAGAUCAUCAGCCUGCUGAAGAACGUCGGAGAACGUGUGGUUCUAGAGGUGGAAUUCGAGCUGCCACCUGUCUCUGUUCAAGGCUCUGGGCUGAUGUUCAAAAGCGUUGAGGUGACUCUGCACAAAGAAGGCAAUACGUUCGGCUUUGUCAUCCGAGGAGGAGCCCACGAGGACAGGAACAAAUCCCGCCCCGUUGUCAUAACGACCAUCAGGCCAGGUGGACCGGCUGACAGGGAGGGUACGGUGAAGCCAGGGGACAGGCUCCUGAGUAUCGAUGGGAUCCGUCUUCACGGGACAUCCCAUGCAGAGGCCAUGUCCAUCCUCAAACAGUGUGGACAGGAGGCUACGCUACUCAUCGAGUAUGACGUCUCCAUCAUGGACUCCAUAGCCACAGCUUCAGGGCCUCUGCUGGUUGAGGUAGCCAAGUCCCUGGGGUCCAGUCUGGGCCUGGCCCUCAACACCUCCAUGUACUGCAACAAGCAGGUCAUCAUCAUAGACAAGGUCAAGCCCGCAAGCAUCGCAGACAGGUGCGGGGCGCUGCAUGCGGGUGACCACAUCCUGUCUGUGGACGGUACCAGUAUGGAGUACUGUACCUUGGCCGAGGCCACCCAGCUGCUCGCCAGCGCCUGUGAACACGUCAAGAUGGAGAUCCUGCCCCACCACCAGACCAGGCUGGCCCUCAAGGGUCCUGAACACGUCAAGGUGCAGAGAAGCACGCGGACCCUUCCCUGGGAGUCCUCCUCAGCCAACAACAACAGCAACUUCCUCCCCUACCAGCACUAUAACACCUACCAUCCUGACCAGUCGCAGAGACACCAGGCCUCCAAGCACCACAAAACCUCUCCCAACAACCCCCCUCUAGGCUCCUCCUUCUCUCCUACCUCUAUGAGUACCUACAGUCUGAGCUCCCUCAACAUGAGCACCCUGCCCAGGAACAUGUACCCCACCAGCCCCAGAGGAACCAUGAUCAGGAGGAAACUCAAAAAGAAGGACUUCAAGAGCUCACUGUCUCUGGCUAGCAGUACCCUGGGUCUAGCAGGUCAGGUUGUUCACACUGAGACGACUGAGGUGAUUCUGGUCAGUGACUCUCUCAUGGGGUUUGGCAUCCAGCUACAGGGCGGGGUGUUUGCCACAGAGACCCUGUCCUCACCCCCGCUCAUCGGCUAUUUGGAUCCAGACAGUCCUGCAGAGAGGUGUGGGAUUUUGCAGAUAGGUGACCGUAUCCUGUCUAUAAACGGGAUCCCUACAGAGGACAGCACCUUGGAAGAGACCAAUCAGCUACUGAGAGACUCCAGCAUCACCAGCAAGGUCUCGCUGGAGAUAGAGUUUGAUGUGGCAGAGUCAGUCAUCCCUAGCAGUGGCACCUUCCAUGUGAAGCUACCAAAGAAGCCUGGGGUGGAACUGGGGAUCACUAUCAGCUCUCCAUCCAGUAGGAAACCUGGGUUUUGUAAAUACACCAAUCAGCCAAUCAAGAAGGGCAACCUGCUCAACAGGACUGGGACUCUGGAGCUGGGGGACAAGCUGCUGGCCAUCGAUAACAUCCGGCUGGACAACUGCUCCAUGGAAGACGCUGUUCAGAUUCUCCAGCAGUGUGAAGAACUGGUCAAGCUCAAGAUCCGCAAGGACGAGGACAACUCAGACGAACAGGAGCUGUCUGGAUCCAUCAUCUACACGGUGGAGCUGAAGAGAUAUGGAGGCCCGCUGGGGAUCACCAUCUCAGGCACAGAGGAGCCCUUUGACCCCAUCGUCAUCUCCAGCCUCACCAAGGGAGGACUGGCAGAGAGGACGGGAGCGAUCCACAUCGGGGACAGGAUCCUUGCCAUCAACUGUAACAGUCUGAAGGGUAAACCACUGAGUGAAGCCAUUCACCUGCUGCAGAUGGCUGGAGAGUCUGUCACACUGAAGAUCAAGAAACAGGGAGACUUGGCCAGUCCCAAGCUGCCGUCGGUGUCUGGUCAUCUCAGUGAUGUGAUGCUGAGUGAUGUGGAGGACGAGGCAGGGUUAGGCGGGCUGGGAAACCAGGCAGAGAGCCAGAAACAUGGGAAGCUCUCUGACCUCUACUCCACCACCAUCCCCUCUGUGGACUCAGCCGUGGAGUCCUGGGACGGUUCGGCCAUAGACACCACCUUCAACACCCAGGCCCCAGGUUUCCAGGCGUCUGGCUACAGCUUCCACAGCCAUGAGUGGAGGAACGCCAAGCCCAGCCAAGGCAGCCUGUCCCUCAGCACCCGCCAGAGACACAACGUCCUGGCAGACCUGGGCCUCAGCGACGACGAAUGGGACAGACCCACCGCCGGCGGGUUCACUGUGGGUCAUGACGGGACCGAGCCGGACCAGGAAGAGAACUUCUGGUCUCAGGCCCUGGAAGAUCUAGAGACCUGUGGCCAGUCUGGCAUCCUGAGGGAACUGGAGGCCACCAUUAUGUCAGGCAGCAGUCUGAGUCUGAACCAUGACCCUGCUCCUCUGAGGAGCCACCUGGGUCGGCAGGCCAGCUUCCAGGAGCGCAGCGCAGCCCGGCCGCAGUACAACCAGUCCUCGCGCUCCAACACCCUGCCCAGCGACGGGGGGCGCAAGGCCUUCGCCAUGAGGAAGAUGAAGCAGGAGAUGAAUGACGUCAUGUCGCCCACCCUGGAGCUGCACAAGGUGAGUCUGUUGAAGGAGUCGGACCUUGAAGACUUUGGCUUCAGUGUGUCGGAUGGCCUCCUGGAGAAAGGUGUCUAUGUCAACAACAUCCGUCCAGGUGGACCUGCAGAGGUCGGGGGCCUGAAGUCCUACGACAGGCUGCUACAGAUCAACCACGUGAGGACCAGAGACUUCGACUGCUGUCUGGUGGUCCCUCUGAUCGCCGAGUCAGGAAACAAACUGGACCUGGUGAUCAGCAGGAACCCUGCUUCCUCCAGAACCGGGUCCCAGUCAGAACUGAACCAGCUACCCGCCGAGGAGCCUGUUAUCAACUGGACCGAGCCGGGGACAGCCUCUCUGGCCCUCCACCGAACCAGAACCACCAUUCCUUGUCCAGGAUGGCUGCUGGAAUCGGGGUGA